This is a messenger RNA of Calliphora vicina (urban bluebottle blowfly), 1881 nucleotides long. It is a transcript of the gene FucTA, whose product is annotated as glycoprotein 3-alpha-L-fucosyltransferase A. The transcript has 6 exons. Gene Ontology annotation, cellular component: membrane. Bases 180 to 1781 code for a protein of 533 amino acids. The record is from RefSeq and is a predicted model, not a curated record. NCBI's taxonomy places the organism in Eukaryota, Metazoa, Arthropoda, Insecta, Diptera, Calliphoridae. Gene Ontology annotation, molecular function: fucosyltransferase activity.
UAAAUUUAUUAUAAAAGGAGCAUAAUGCAAAAUGUUUGAGCAGCAUCAACUUUAAAUGGCGUUUAAUUAUGUAAAAAAACUUCUAAAAUAAGUUUAAGCCUUAAACAAAAUCAAGUAAACAAAGAUGUGUGAAAAAUUUAAAUGAAUUUUCAAUUGGAAAAUUGGUUUCAUCUGCUAACAUGAGACGUCCAAAGAUAUCAUUAAAGAAAUAUUUUUAUUUUACAAUAAUAUGCGCUUUAUUGCUGAUAUUUUUAUAUAAUUUUAAAGAACGUGAAGUAUGGAAACCAAAAACUUCAUUAAUACCCUCAUCAGCUACAUCAAAUCAACAGCAGCAGCUGCUCACACAACAACAACAUUUAGGACAAAAUCUAGAGGAUGACUAUAAUGACAAAUACGAAGAGGAUGAUGAUACCGAAAAACCCUCAGACAGCUCAAAAUCUCAAACACGCUUAAAACUCACCAGCACAAAAACCACACCACAUUUGCAGCAGGCAGCUGCAGUCGCCGAGCAACAAGAACUAAGCGAAAGUGAACACGAGCCACAUUUGCAACAGUUGCAGCAGCCACAACAAAACAAUUUAGCUUCCAAUCCUUUGGACCCAGUCUCAAAAGCUUGGUUCUUUAAAAAUGGCGAAUACUAUCCCAAACCGGCCAAGGUGCACAAGAAACGACGGGGCAAAAAGGCACAUCUGCAGGGUUCAAAAUUAUUUCCCUACCAAGAUCCGCACAAUGAUCGCAUAGUCAAUCAGCUGAUGUAUGUGCCACCAAACUAUGAGGAAAUCAAAACGAGUGGUAAAUUAAAAACUAUACUAUUGUAUAAUGGUUUGGGUCCCUGGAAUGUUAAAGCAGGUCGUGAUGUCUUCCUUCGUUCUAAAUGUCCUGUGGACACCUGCGCCAUAACAGCAUCUCGCGAUCAGGCCAAUACAGCCGAUAUGAUUUUAUAUAAAGAUCAUUAUAUACCCACGGGUAUACGUAGACCUGCCAAUUCAAAACAAGUGGCCAUGCUUUAUUAUUUAGAGUGCCCGUAUCAUACGCAAAAUGUUAAGGUGCCGGAUGCUAUAAAUUGGACAGCUACUUAUAGACGUGACAGUGAUAUUGUGGCACCCUAUGAAAAAUGGGUUUAUUAUGAUUCGCGAGUUCAUCAACAGGAACAGGAUCGUAACUAUGCCGUUAAUAAAACUAAAAAAGUAGCCUGGUUUGUAUCGAAUUGUGGGGCACGUAAUGGAAGACUGCAAUUUGCUCAUGAAUUAGGCAAAUAUAUAGAUGUGGACAUCUAUGGCGCUUGUGGCAAUUACAAAUGCUCACGCGUUAACGCCGACAAAUGUUUCGAAAUGCUUGAUCGUGACUAUAAAUUCUACCUGGCUUUCGAAAAUUCCAACUGUAAAGACUAUAUAACGGAGAAAUUCUUUGUGAAUGCCCUCAAUCGCAACAUCUUGCCCAUUGUUAUGGGCGCUCGACCCGAAGACUACGAAGUUAGUGCCCCUGAAAGAUCCUACAUACAUGUCGAUGAGUUUGCCUCCGCCUCCGAAUUGGCUGAUUAUUUGCAUAUUUUGGAUAACGAUGAAAAACUCUACAAUUCAUAUUUCAAUUGGAAGGGUACCGGAGAGUUUAUCAAUACGUACUAUUGGUGUCGUGUGUGUUCGUCGUUGCACGAUGAGGAGUCGUUGCGUAAACCGCGCUGGUAUACGGAUGUAAAUGAUUGGUGGCGUGGUGCGGGCGUAUGUACAAAUGGUUCGUGGCGUAAUUUUAAGGCACGCAAAGAUGUAAUUACCGAUGAUUAAGCGAUGGCGGUGGGAGGUAGGUGAAAGGAUGUGUAAGUAACAAAAUAAAUAAUGUGCAAAAAAAAAAACAAGUUAUUAUUAAAACAGAAGUUAUAAAAAU